Messenger RNA from Pteronotus mesoamericanus, 1657 nucleotides. RefSeq names its product prolyl 4-hydroxylase subunit alpha 3 (gene P4HA3). The record is from RefSeq and is a predicted model, not a curated record. NCBI's taxonomy places the organism in Eukaryota, Metazoa, Chordata, Mammalia, Chiroptera, Mormoopidae. Gene Ontology annotation, cellular component: endoplasmic reticulum. Gene Ontology annotation, biological process: peptidyl-proline hydroxylation to 4-hydroxy-L-proline. The transcript is spliced from 13 exons. Gene Ontology annotation, molecular function: procollagen-proline 4-dioxygenase activity; L-ascorbic acid binding; protein binding. Bases 1 to 1647 code for a protein of 548 amino acids.
AUGGGCUCUGUGGCGCGGCUGGCGGCUCUGCUGGCGGCUCUGCUGGCGGUCCUGGCGCUCCGGGCAGGGGACCCGGCGGGGGCCGCGGCGGGUGGGGACACGUUCUCGGCACUGACCAGCGUGGCGCGCGCCCUGGCGCCCGAGCGCCGGCUGCUCGGACUGCUGCGGCGCUACCUGCGCGGGGAGGAGGCGCGGCUGCGGGACCUGACAAGGUUCUAUGACAAGGUGCUCUCUUUGCAUGAGGAUUCAGCAUCCCCUGUGUCUAAUCCUCUGCUUGCGUUUACUCUCAUCAAACGCCUACAGUCUGACUGGAGGAAUGUGGUACAUAGUCUGGAGGCCAGUGAGAACAUCCGAGCUCUGAAGGAUGGUUAUGAGAAGGUGGAGCAGGACCUGCCAGCCUUUGAAGACCUUGAGGGAGCAGCAAGGGCCCUGAUGAGACUGCAGGACGUGUACAUGCUCAGUGUGAAGGGCCUGGCCCGAGGCGUCUUUCAGAGAGUCACUGGCUCCGCAGUCACUGACCUGUACAGUCCCAGACGGCUCAUCUCCCUCACAGCAGAUGACUGCUUCCAAGUUGGCAAGGUAGCCUAUGACAUGGGGGAUUAUUACCAUGCCAUUCCAUGGCUGGAGGAGGCUGUCAGCCUCUUCCGAGGAUCUUAUGGAGAAUGGAAUACAGAAGAUGAGGCAAGUCUGGAGGAUGCCUUGGAUCACUUGGCCUUUGCCUAUUUCCAGGCGGGAAAUGUUUCAUGUGCCCUCAGCCUCUCCCGAGAGUUUCUUCUCUACAGCCCAGAUAAUAAGAGGAUGGCCAGGAAUGUCCUGAAAUAUGAAAAGCUCUUGGCCGAGAGCCCCAGCCAGGCAGCAGCGGAGGCUGUCAUCCGGAGGCCCAACGUACCCCACCUGCAGACCAGGGACGCCUAUGAAGAGUUAUGUCAGACCCUGGGCUCCCAGCCUACUCACUACCAGGUGCCUAGCCUCUACUGCUCCUAUGAGACCAGUGCCAGCCCCUACCUGCUGCUCCAGCCCAUCCGGAAGGAGGUCAUCCACCUGGAGCCCUAUGUUGUUCUUUUCCAUGACUUCGUCAGUGACCUGGAGGCUCAGAAAAUUAGAGGACUUGCAGAACCAUGGCUGCAGAGAUCUGUGGUGGCAUCGGGCGAAAAGCAGUUACCAGUGGAGUACCGCAUCAGCAAAAGUGCCUGGCUGAAGGACACCGUUGACCCAAUGCUGGUGACCCUUGACCAUCGCAUUGCUGCCCUCACAGGCCUCAAUAUCCGGCCUCCCUACGCAGAGUACCUCCAGGUGGUGAACUAUGGGAUCGGAGGGCACUAUGAGCCGCACUUUGACCAUGCUACGUCACCAAGCAGCCCGCUGUACAGAAUGAAGUCUGGGAACCGAGUUGCAACAUUUAUGAUCUAUCUGAGCUCGGUGGAAGCUGGAGGAGCUACAGCAUUCAUCUAUGCCAACUUUAGCGUGCCUGUGGUCAAGAAUGCAGCACUAUUUUGGUGGAACCUACAUAGGAGUGGUGAAGGGGAUGGCGACACACUUCAUGCUGGCUGUCCUGUCCUGGUGGGGGACAAGUGGGUGGCCAACAAGUGGAUACACGAAUACGGACAGGAAUUCCGCAGACCCUGCAGCUCGAGGCCCGAGGACUAACAUGUUGGCA